Lodderomyces jiufengensis is the source of this 1149-nucleotide messenger RNA. Lineage: Eukaryota; Fungi; Ascomycota; Pichiomycetes; Serinales; Debaryomycetaceae. The record is from the annotation of a RefSeq genome assembly.
UAUACGAAUAAAAGUAGCCCAAAAUUAUUUAUACCUACUACAUAUACACAGAAUAGAAGUAAUAUUAUAGCUAAAUAUACUGUUCCUUACUUAUGCUUUAAACGUAAUUUUUCUUAUAGUAGUAAAUGUAUGAAAUCACUUAAACUUGAUACUUUAAUUUCUUUAGAUCAGGAUAUUACUCCACCUGAAGAAAUAUUUAAAGAAUUAUGUAUUUACCCAGAUAAUUACUGAGAAAAUCUACAUGAUCCUCUAGUAAGAGAAUCAAUAAGAACCGAAGUAAAAUCUAAAAGUGGUAUAUACAUUAUAAUUUGUAAAAUAUCUCGUAAUUAUUAUAUAGGUUCAGCUCAAACAAAUAAUUUAUAUAUGAGAUUUCAUAAUCAUUUACUUACGAAUAAUCGUCAAGGUAGUAAAUUAGUACAAAGAUCUGUAGCUAAAUAUGGAUUAAAUAAUUUUAUUUAUGCUAUUUUAGAAUAUUAUCCUUAUAUUGUAACUAAAGAUAAUAAUGAAGAAUUAUUAGCUUUAGAAACGUCAUAUAUAGCUUUAUUAUUUCCUAAAUACAAUAUAGAAACUGAAGCUGGUAGAUUCUUUGGGUACAAAACUAAAGAUGUUAAUCUUAAUGAUAAAUUAAAUUUAAUUAAAUUAUCUUUAUUAGAUGAACGUAAGCAAUUAUUAAAAUCUAUCAAAGAUAAACAUCUGUUAGAAUAUGAUACUCAGAGAAGAAAUCAUUUAAGAGAAAUUGCUAAUAAUAGACCCAAGGAUUAUAUUAGUCCAGAAGGAUUAGAUAGAAUUGUUUUAGGUAGUAGUAAAGUUAUAUAUUUAAAAUCUUCAUUAGACGAUGCUUUUAACAUGUGUGAAUUCAAAAAUGUUAAUACUGCAGCUCAUUAUUUAUGCUGCAGUACUAAAACAAUACAACGGGCAUUACAUAAAGGUUUUAUAUAUGUUCCUUCACAUUUCUUACCAUUUCUAAAUCAAUCUCAUAUAGAUAAUCAUCUUUCAAUUAUUAAUCAUAUUGAUGAAAUAUCUUUAGAGAAAUUUUAUCGAUAUACCUUUCAUAAAAGGGGUAAGACUUUAAAGUUAAAAGCUACUUUAUCUAAUAAACCUAACUUUGUUAAAAUCUAUAUUUCAAGUGUAUUAGCUAGAACAUUAUAG